AUGCUUUCCCAGCUUUGUUAUUUGUCUCUGCUCUCCGUGUUUCUCACCUUCGUUUACGCCGCGCCACUCGCACUCGACAAGAGAGCUAUUUCCCAGGACUUGCUCAACGAGUUGUCGUUCUUCGAGCAGUACUCCGCAGCGGCAUACUGCCCAGAGAACAAUGUGCCUGUCUCCAACGCAAGCAUCAGCUGCGAUGCCGACAACUGUCCUCUUGUCCAGUCAGCGGGCGCCGAGUCUAUUCUUGAAUUCCAGAACGAGGGGCUGGCAGACGCGACCGGCUUUGUGGCCCUCGACCACACAAAUCAGCUAAUUGUAAUGUCAUUCCGAGGCACCACGUCCUUCUCCAAUAUCCUCGCGGAUAUCAACUUGGUCAUGAUCCCGUGGGACAUCUGCACACUGUGCACAGCGCACUCUGGGUUCCUCGACUCCUGGACGAGUGUGAAGCCACAAAUCGAAGGAGUAAUUGCGAGCGCAAGACAGAGCUUUCCUUCGUAUCGGAUUGUGGCCACUGGACACAGCCUCGGUGGCGCGAUCGCCACGCUGGCGGCCGCAGACCUGAGGGAGAAUUCUGGCUACGACGUGUCUUUGUAUACUUAUGGCUCGCCCAUGGUGGGCAACUAUCUCCUCGCGACCUUCAUCACCAAUCAAUCGUCGGACAACUACCGCGUUACACACGCGCAGGACCUCAUCCCAAAGCUGCCGGGGUACCCGAUUUAUGCGCACGUUUCGCCCGAAUACUGGAUCACUUCGCCCACAGACGCGGCCGUCACGCCGAAUGACGUGCAAGUGAGCAGCGGCGUGAUUAAUCUGAAGGGCAAUCAGGGCCAGUUGGACAGCAGUAUCACCGAUCAUGGCUGGUACUUCAACAGCAUCUCGGCGUGUUCGCCGGGGCUGGGGAGUGAGCUGGGGAGGUGA
Cladophialophora carrionii CBS 160.54 is the source of this 915-nucleotide messenger RNA. RefSeq lists its product as uncharacterized. Gene Ontology annotation, biological process: lipid catabolic process. The record is from RefSeq and is a predicted model, not a curated record. The transcript is spliced from 4 exons. Lineage: Eukaryota; Fungi; Ascomycota; Eurotiomycetes; Chaetothyriales; Herpotrichiellaceae. Bases 1 to 915 code for a protein of 304 amino acids.